Electrophorus electricus (electric eel) is the source of this 5052-nucleotide messenger RNA. RefSeq names its product pleckstrin homology-like domain, family B, member 2a (gene phldb2a). Gene Ontology annotation, biological process: regulation of microtubule cytoskeleton organization. Lineage: Eukaryota; Metazoa; Chordata; Actinopteri; Gymnotiformes; Gymnotidae. Gene Ontology annotation, cellular component: basal cortex. The record is from RefSeq and is a predicted model, not a curated record.
GGAGCCCGAAUUUGGGGAGGAGUGUCUGCAAACGCGUCCAGGGUAGUGCAGUUCUGAAUAUCACAUUCCUUUGUCAUAAAAAAUCAGGGAGCGAGGAUAAGAGAGAGACAGAGGAUCGUUCAUCAUUCCCGCUGGGGAGUUUAAAUGGGACAGAAAAAGGGUGCACGUUGCAUCUGGGAACAUCCUACUUUUUCCAUUUGAAGUGUCCAGAAGAGGCCAAUCAAAUGAAGAGCAUGUUGCCCCAGAAAAAUACAGGCCCUACACUGGCCUAUAGCAGCACAGAUUGCGGAAAGCUUCAUACCAAUGGUAACUCUGUGGGUGGGUCGAGUGUCAGAGGAACCCGUUCCAAGGCGGAGCUGCAGGAGUUGAUGGACAGCUUGCAGCGGAGGAAGUCAGCUCUGGAGGCCAGUUUACGGGCCAGUACAGAGCGUGCUUACCUCAAUUUGUCCCCACCCCCAAGUCCCGUUUCCACCAAAUAUCUCCUACAAGAACGGCCACCACUCUCGAUCAGAGUUCCCUCCUCUUACACUGCCACCAGUGGCAUCAGCAUUCCGCCUUCCCCUCGCCAAUCAGAACGGCCCAUGAGUCCGGUCCACAUCCAUACUCAUGCACGCCAGCAAUCACAGGACAACCUUCUGCUCUGUCAGUUGCCUGAUGGACACCGCCCAAGUACUGCCAGCUCCUUCCUGUCUAUGUGGAAUGGCUCCUCCUAUGUGGCCGACACUCUUUCUGUGUGCCGCCGUGGCCCAAGUGGAGCUGCCAGCAUGCCCUCCAGUCCCAGGCUGGGCCGCCGGCUGCUGGCCCGUGAUCCAGAACCCGCCGGGGACCCUUCCCAUCGACAGAGGAAGUACUCCACCGGCUCGUUGAAUGGCCUAGCAGGACACAGCCUCUCUAUGCCUAGACUGUACCGGGGAGACGUGCCAACCCUCUCCCUACCACCCCGCCACUCCUCCAGACCACGACGCAGCCUCCCUUCCCUGGAGCGCCCUCCAGACGUGACGGUGACAGCCAGCGUGCCCGACAGCCCUCGCAGGGCAAGCCUGUCGUCGGUGGGGUCAGCGCCAUGCUUGGACCUAGGCCUGGGCGAAAGGAGGCUGUCGUUUGGGAAGGGAGGAGUGGUCUUGGGAAUGGGUCAGAGGAGAGGCAGCAUCACCUCCCUGAGCAGCAAGGAAGAGCUCCAAGACUACCAUCAGAGACAGAGAGAUGAGAGACUUCGAGAACAGGAAGUGGAGAGACUGGAGCGUCAGCGUCUGGAGACCAUCCUCAGUUUGUGCUCUGAGCUGGACCACCCUCAGGUGGGCCGCGCUGACAAUGGCACCUGCCCCGGAUCUGCCGCUGUCUCAGACCUGCAGAAGAUCAACCGGGAGCUGGAGAAACUGCAGGUGUCGGACGAUGAGUCUGUGCUCUCUGACUCGCCUGGCGCACCUCCGGAUAGCAGUCCGAGGGGUAAAGGGGGCGGGGAGACCCGGCCCCGGAGACAGAAGCAGCUGAGCAGGCAGAAGGAGACCAAGCCACAGUCCCCCACCAGCAGCGUGCAGAGCGGCGCUCAUUCCCAUUCCCCACACCACAACAGCAAGGUGUCGGAGGAAGUGAAGAUGAGACGGGAAGUGACCCGCAUAGAGGAAGAGAGGAUUCAGGUGCUCAACAACAUUGAAGAGCUGGAGCAAAAGAUCAAGGAUUUAGAUACGCAGAUGGACGAGUCUAUCAGAGAGAUGGAGGUGGAGAAGGCUCUGCUGGAGGGAGAGCAGGGGGCGGAGUUAGCGCUACUCCAUGCGGAUAAGGAGAUGCUGGAGCAGCUCAGUGAAAAGAUGGGCAAAGUGGAGAAAAGUGCAGAUGCUGAUAAGACACAGGACACAGCCCUGUUGGAGGCAGAGAGAGUUAAAAUAGAGAAGCUAGCAGAGUUGAUCUCGGAGCAGAAGAGCCAGCUGGACUCGUGUCCGGAAGCACUGAAGGAACAGCUCCAGAGGCAGCUCUCCAGGGACACAGAGAUGUUGGAGGCUGAGACGAAGCGUUUCGAGGAUCUGGAGUUUCAACAGCUCGAGAGGGAGAGCUGUCAAGAUGAAGAGAAGGACACACAUCUCCAGCAGCUUCUGAAAGAGACUGCAGAGUACCAACGCAGCAUAGUCAUGCGCAAGGAGAGGAUCCUGACCCUGAAGAAACAAUCUACUCAGAUUACCCACCAGGCUCAACGGGAGAAGGAGAACUUCCUGAAAGAGAAGAACAAUCUGCACCUCAUGUUGCAAAGGGAGCGGGAGAACCUUUCCACUCUGGAAGAGAAGUAUGCCGAACUGACUGGUGGUCUUAGCCCUGUAUCUAUGAAGGAUCAUUUUCGCUCUAUGGAGGAGAGAAGGCGGCGCAGCAGUGGUAAGGAGGGUGGGCCGUUGCUGAGUGACAUUAGGCCCCGUAAGAGAGAGAGGCAGAGCUCCGGCACCUUCAGUAGUUCCACACUUGGCCACAGCCUGUCCCCAAAGCCUCAUCUGCCUCUGGCCCAGAGCUCGAGUUGUGGCAGUGUGCUCCCGCGCUCGCUCUCUCUCGCCUCCAGAGAGCUGGACUCCCGCCACCUCCUCAAGGUCGGUCCAUUGUAUUCAAAUGAAGAGAGGCAGAGCAGUAGGGCUGUCUCUGAGUCAAACGUCUACCUGGACCCUUUCCACUACCUGGACAACGGGGCCAGCUUUGACACUAUGAGUGUGGAGAGCUCAGAUAGCCUGGAAACCAGUAUCUCUGCCUGCUCUCCUGACAACAUGUCUAGCAGUGCCAGUGCCAGCAAUGUGGCUAAGAUAGAGGAGAUGGAGCGUCUGCUGAGAGAGGCACAGGCAGAGAAGAACAGAAUCCUGGAGCACAGGGAGCGAGAGAUGGAGCUGCGGCGGCAGGCUCUGGAGGAGGAGAGAAGGAGGAGAGAGGAGCUGGAGAGACGACUGCAGGAGGAGACCCAUAUUCGACAGAAGCUCAUCGAGAGGGAGGUUAAGCUGCGGGAGAAGCAGAGGACGCAGUCUCGCCCUUUGACGCGUUACCUGCCGGUAAGGAGGGAUGACUUUGACUUGCGCAGUCACAUCGAGGUGUCAGGACAUCACCCCGACACCUGCUAUCACCUGGCCAUUACCGACAAGACGUGCCGUGGCUUUCUGGUCAAGAUGGGUGGCAAAAUCAAGACGUGGAAGAAGCGCUGGUUUGUGUUUGACCGGAACCGGCGCACCCUGGCGUACUACGCAGAUAAACAUGAAGCAAAAAUGAAAGGAGUAAUUUACUUCCAGGCCAUAGAGGAAGUGUAUUAUGAUCAUCUUAAGAACGCACAUAAGAGCCCAAACCCCUCACUGACAUUCAGUGUGAAGACACACGAUCGUGUAUACUACAUGGUGGCUCCAUCUCCUGAAGCCAUGCGCAUAUGGAUGGAUGUGAUUGUCACGGGUGCUGAGGGUUACAUCCACUUCCUGGUGUGAGCAGCAGCUGUACAGCACCCUCACACUGCUGCCAUCAAUGUCCAGCACGGUCCGGUCUGGCCAGUGAGAAGGACCUACAUCUGCCCAUGGACAGAAAUGUUUUGCCCCUUGUACUUUUAAGGAAGUCCUUCACGUAUACACUGACAUUGUAAUUCCCCAGGGAGGGCCAGGGCAGCCACUGAAGCAUACUGGAAUAUUGUUGCUUUCUCUCUUUUGGUACAUGCUUCCCUUGGGAAAGACCCAUUAUCAUAGAUGUCCAGACCAAUUUUUGCCACUAUAUUUUGCCUGUUGUUGUUGCAUUGUCUUGAUUUUUAGGGAUAUUUAGUACCCUUCAGUAUGACUUUGUGAACUGGAUCUACACCCUUGUCUUCAUGUCUUCAUGUAUGGCAAAAACCAACGACAUGGACAGCACUGCUCUGCUUGAAUGCCAUGGAGAGGUGUGCAGAUGAACAUGAGAGCGCACUAACAGCAGGGUGUGGCAUAGCCAAGGUCUGAUUUAGUUCAAUAUCUGUAUGCUGUAAAUGUAUAUUACACUCGUGGGCAUUCUUAAAAUCCCAUUAACUGGGUUGCCUUUUUUUCUCUGAUCUCCUGAUUGGGUAAAACUAAAAGCAGGAAAUUGAGUUUUAUUUAGCACAGAAUAGCAUGAGUCUUUUCUGUUAUUGUUGAAGCUGAAGAAUUUCACCAGUAGUGGGUUAAGCUAAAGGGCUGUUUGCACAGUGCUUUUUCUUUAAUUCUUUUUUUUUUUUUUUAAUCAUAGACCUGUGUUUAAUCUGAAGUGCUGUGGAAAACUACAUUUGACGUUGACAAGUUGCCAUUUAUAAAAACUCAGCAUUAGCCUUCUGUAUUUUAAUUAUUGUGAAACAUUUGAUAUGCAUGUUAACUAAGAGAUUUUUUUAAAGAUGGUCAUCUUUAUACAUGAACAAAAUUAUCAGGUUUUGAGGGCUAUGUGCUUGCCAGGGUUUUCAUAACAGUAAUAAAUCAGUAGAAAUGUGUCAUUUCAUGGUACGAGAAGGUAGUUGGGCACUUGUUGUCAAUAGCAACAAAAGUGUCUAGAUAAUUUACAGUCCAAUUUCAAUAUUAAUCUCAAAGCUAUAUGUCCAAGCUAUGUGACUUGUUUAUUUAUAUACAGAAAACAUUAGGUUUAGAAGUUUACAAGGAUGUUGUUUGGUUAAGAAAAAAUAAGAUAGUAUGUGCCUUAGCUUGUAAUAUUGAUUAGACUUGGACUGAUGUUAUUUAAAGUUUAAUAAUGAUGGAAGCUAUAGGCACAGUACACAAGACAGUAUUGUGAGCAAACAGAUCUUACUGUGCUCUAAACAAUGUGUGCAAAAUGCCUGUGAGUGAUGUUUGAACACACUUCCAUGGUCCAGGGUGCUACCUUAGGCUUUCUCAAAGUUUAAAUCACAUAUUCACUAGUCUGAGAGAGGUUUUGCAUAGACAAUGGUUUCAUAGCUUUCUUAAUUAUUUAAAAUGUAUUAUUACAAUAUUUAAAAUGUAUUACAGUAUUGUGAUCAAUUUUUGUACCUAUGUUUCAAUAGUUCAUUAUUUUUAAACAAAUCUAAUAUGGUCUUUGCAUAAUUGAAAUAUAAUCCAUAACAAUAAAAUCCUUUUAUUCAAA